AUGGCUGACCACGAAGCGGCGUCCGUGUCUUACCCACUGCCCGUGGACAUAGAAGUGUUGGCCGAGCGGCAACUUGACGGUGCUUUCGCAUUCAACGAGCUGCUAAACAGCAUCGUGUUGUCGGGGGCUCUUAUAAGUCCCCCGGUACUGUACUCCGCCACGAUGCCAACCUCGUUUGAUGGAAAUUCUUCGGGCUGGAACGUUGCGACCGCAUCGAAGCUGUUCGCGUUGACCAUGGCGGCGAGGAUUUCGCUGGACGGGCUGCUCAGCGGUGCGGGUGGGUUCGGUGGUCCACCUCUACCUGGCUCGAGGCUACCCCCGACAAGUCCCGACGCCAUCAGCACGUUCUUCCGGCGGUUCUGCUUGCUGUCGUGCGGUCGCGACGAAGCGCACAUCUCGGCGCGCAGCCUUUGCAUGAUUCCGCUGAUGGGAAUGCCAGAAGAAUAUUUCGUGACUGCACCGGGAUAUUUGACACCUAACGCGACAUCAAGCUCACAGGCCGUAGUGCGAAACCCUCCAUCCGCCGGCCAACUGGUUGUGGAACUAUGGGGCACUCGAUCGGGAAUCAACCAGAACAGCACAUGUCCUGGCUACACAAACCUAUGCAUCGACUCUGAACUUCGUUUCGGCGUCCCCGAAUUGAACCCAAGCGAGUUCUACAACAUGUACCUCCACGUGACUGGCCAAUUUGGAAGUAGUCAGUUUCACAACAAAUCGUUCGUUCAACUUGAGUAUGUAAACAACAUUAACGUCAUCGUACAGACCGACAAGCCCAUGUAUCGACAAGGAAGCACAGUCAACUAUCGGAUCCUUCUAGUUGACAACGAACUGCUGCCUGUCACUGACCAGCUGGCAAACAUCACAAUCACAAAUCCCUACGGCCAGCUUCUGUUCCAGCAGCAGUUUGUGAACUUCAGUGACGGUCUGUUGCAAAAUUCCUACAAGCUUCUUGAUAUUACUGACGAAGGCAUAUGGACGAUUGCAGUAUCGGCUGGUACUAACUCUGGAUCUACAUCAUUUGAAGUCCGAGACUACGUGCUGCCGAAGUUCUCGGUCACCAUCACACCGGACGGGAACGACGUCGUUACGAAUCCCACGGUACUCUACACUGUCUGCGCAAAGUACACCUACGGCGAAAGCGUGAAAGGAACUGUGCAAAUCUACACGUCUCCGUUCAACUACUACUAUCCCGUGCGCCAAAAGCCAGUCAUUCUUCGCGUCGCUGAGAUCAACGGGUGUUACGACUAUGUAUUCAACGUUUCACUGCUAAACACUGUGAACUACACCUACCCUACGUACCCAUCGAUCAACGUUACAGCCAAGGUCAUCGAAGCUGGCACAGGUGUGUCACUAUCUGCCACCGAGCUGCACAGCCGAGGCACCACACGCCUUAGGCUGAACUUCGGACAGAAAUACAGCCCCAAUGGCCAGUACACGAGUACUGAAAACACCUUCAAACUCAACCUCCUCAACAAAGGACAAGUAAGCAAACCUACUCGGCAUCCCUCGAAAGCUGUUCUGUUCUUUCAGGCCAUAGCCGUCAAUUACCCGCGCAUCAUCAUCAAGAACGGACCCACCCUCGAGAAGCCGACGACGCAGCAAAACUUGGUUCCUUUCUAUUCGCCCACGGCAAGCUCUAUUCGCAUUGACCGCGGAGAUGACAGCGUGUACACGUGCCAGGCCAGUUUUGUGCGAGACAUCGUCAUGACUGCUGACGCGAAUGUUGACUACCAGCUUUUUAUUACGCUUAAUUCUGCCGGCCGCAUUCUGGAGACUCGCAACUUCACCAAGCGGUUCACCGAAGCGGAAAUCACUAUGGUCCAAACUGACGACAAUUUGAUCAAGAACGAUGACGCUCCGCCCGACAGCUCUGGUCCCCAGAUUACCGAGCCGGCAACCACACGCUCGGUGGGCAGCUUCCAGUUCAAGUCCACACUGCCUCCAAACGCCAGCCCGAAGGUACAGCUGCUAGUCUAUUACGUGCACAGAGACUCCAAUGGGAACCCUAUCGAAGUCGUCUCGGACUCGGCGGAAUUCAGCGUACAAAAGUGUCUCGAGAACAAUGUGACGUUGACGUUUGAUCCGAAGAAGGCUUUGCCCGGUUCCAACGUGUCUCUCUCGAUUGAUGCUGCCGGUAACUCUCUCUGUGGUGUCGGGGCUGUCGACAGCAGCGUUACCCUACUAGAUGGAUACAACCGAAGAAAUUCCAGGGAUGCUCUUCUCAGCCAGAUAAGCAACCUGAACUACAGAUACACUCACACAUCUCUCGUCAACCAGAGCUAUUGCUACGUAGAUGGCCAGCUUUACAACGAACUCUACGAGGCCUCUUCCAGUGGUCAAACCAAAGUGCCUAGGAGGAGGAGGCAAGCAGUAUCUCCCUCGGUAUCUUUCAGCUACGACUCCCUCACUUCUUUCGAGAACUCUGGUCUCGUCAUCUUCACUAACCUACCCGUCCAAACGAGGCCUUGCCCUAAUCGCGCUUUCCCCGGAUACCCCAACAACCAAGUACUCGGACAAGUCAAUCGUUUCUUCCCCACUUUCGGAGCAGCUGCCAACAAAGUAGCGUUCCGACCAAACGCAAACGGUGCUGCUGGAUUUGCUGCAGCCUCCCCAAUAGCGGAAUCGGCAGCGGAUGAUUUCACUGGAGGCGCCAUCCAAGGCACCAACUCGGUUAGGACUCUAUUCCCUGAAACCUGGCUCUGGCAGAUCAGAACGGUUAGUGCCUCGGGCUCGCUGGUUUACGAAGAAACCAUUCCGGACACAAUCACCACAUGGCAAGGCACUGCUGUGUGCUUGCAUCCGAAGAACGGCUUGGGCAUCUCCCAGGUUGCUAAUGUCACCGGGUUCCAGCCACUGUUCGCAUCACUUACACUGCCGGCCUACAUGCAACGAAACGAAGUGGCCACCAUAAUACUAACGGCUUUCAACUACGGCGACGUGUGCGUUGUGGUCCGUGUAAGUCUGACUUUGCUGGAAAACUGGGAGAUUGUCAGUGGUCCCAACAGCACCGACGCUCUGCUGUGCCCCAACGCCACGAACUCUGCGUCGUUCCCAUUCGACGUGCGUGCGACAACUCUGGAGCUUUCCAGACUUCAAGCGCGCGUCCAGACUAGACCGGAGGCUCAAUCCGAAUACCCAGAUGUGAAGUUGUCCAACGUGAACUCAAGUGACACUGUCAUUCAGACAAUCGAUGUCAGGCCCGAAGGGUUCUCCAUCCGAACGAUCGACACAUACCUGCUUUGUGCGUCAGGUGACCAGAACACUGCCCCGGACACUGUACAAGUCACCCUGCCGACACCUGAAGCACUUGUUGAAGGUUCUCAGCGGGUUGUGUUGGUUGGCACGGGCGACAUCCUGGCACUCAGCCUCAAUGAUCUGUCGGUUCCCCCUAUCACGUACUCCAACGCCGAAGGAACUCUGGCUGUCCUAGCUUCAAGCGUCUAUCUCCUCAAGUACCUAGAACAGACUGGCACUUUAACGGACACUGUGAACUCCGGACUAAGAUCUCGCAUUCAACAAGCGUCUCAAGCUCAAUACAGCUUCCGCUCCUCCGAUGGUUCAUACGCAUCGUUUGGCUCGAAUGAGUACCCAAGGAGUAUCUUCCUCACCGCCUUCGCCGUCAAGGCCCUGAGCGCAGCCAAGGAAUAUCUCGGAGCUAACGCUGCUGCUGAAAUCGACGCCAGCGUUCGUUACGUGACGCAACAAUGGAACCCCCUCACAGGCUGCUUUGUGGAGAACGAGCCCACGGCAUCACCGUAUGGACCAAACACUACGCCCGACUUAAACGCAGCUGUCGGUGUCAUGCUAGCGGAGAGUGGGCUCUUCAACGACAGCAUCACGGAAGGUGUUCUCCGGUGCAUAGACGCGAACAACCUUCCAUCAAACCACACCACGGCCCUGAACGCUUAUUUCUCGGCACUCGUCAACAGACCGGAACGAGCCAACACAGCCCUGCAAACUCUCCUCGGGGAAGCCGACAAAUCUAGUGGCCUGACAUCUUGGACUGGAGACGGUCUAGCGUCCGGCUCUGCCGACACCGCAGGUUACGCAGUGUUGACAUCGAAGCUGCUUGGUCGGAAUUUGGGAGAGGCCCUGCCUAUUGUUCGCUGGCUUAUGCAGCAGACCUACGCCCGAUACACGUUCUCUUAUUCCGAGGUUUACACCGUCGCCAUUCAAGCACUUACUCAGUAUUCAAGCGUGGCAUUCUCGAAGAACACCGACUUGUCCCUCACCGUUGCCGUUGAAAGUGCAUCGCCCGACAAUCUAUCCUUCCAGAUCAAUGAACAGAACAAAUUGCUCUACCAGGAGCGCCUCUUGGACAAAAGCGACUCGUACAGCUUGCAAGCGUCUCUUACUCCAAACAGCGUCGGCUGUGCAGCAUUACAGGUCAAGUACUACUACAACUCCAGGAACAGUCCACUUCAGAGGGGCAUCCAAGUCAACGCUUCUGCGACAUCGGGACCAGACUGCAGCACGCUUCAGUUGGACAUUUGCACACGGUACACCGAGGGUUUUCUGCGCAGUUCUGCAAUCGUGGAAGUAACCAUGCUUUCUGGUUAUUCUGCCGAUGACCAGUCUCUGAAAAACUUGGUCAGCAGCGGCGUUAUUAAGCGCUAUGUCGUGAACGGCAACAAAGUCCAGCUCGUACUACAAACGCUAACCAUACAGCCUACCUGCUUCAGCUUCACGGAAAACAGAUACCUGCAAGUGACCAACCUUCAGAGUUCUGUUGUGGAGGUGUACGACUACUACCAGUAUCAGUACAAGGCGACGGCUGGGUACGGAUUGGAGGGCAACUGUACUCCUGCUGAAGUCGCUCCACCUACAAGUCUCAACGAAGUGGACAGUGUUAUAUACGUUUAACGCGCUAUUCGCUUCUGUCUUCAUACGUCAGCAUUUUUCUACAUCUAGACAAACGAUCUCAAGCGCCUUCGAGUCAUCGGUCUUGUGAUACUUUGUUUUUAUCGAACUCUCCUGUCAUACGCAAUAAAGCAUGUACUCUUUUACA
This is a messenger RNA of Rhipicephalus microplus (southern cattle tick), 5008 nucleotides long. Its product is annotated as alpha-2-macroglobulin-like protein 1. NCBI's taxonomy places the organism in Eukaryota, Metazoa, Arthropoda, Arachnida, Ixodida, Ixodidae. Gene Ontology annotation, cellular component: extracellular region. The record is from RefSeq and is a predicted model, not a curated record. Gene Ontology annotation, molecular function: endopeptidase inhibitor activity.